This is a messenger RNA of Dipodomys spectabilis (banner-tailed kangaroo rat), 2871 nucleotides long. RefSeq names its product transforming acidic coiled-coil containing protein 3 (gene Tacc3). Gene Ontology annotation, cellular component: cytoplasm. The coding region runs from base 105 to 2573 and encodes 822 amino acids. NCBI's taxonomy places the organism in Eukaryota, Metazoa, Chordata, Mammalia, Rodentia, Heteromyidae. The transcript has 16 exons. Gene Ontology annotation, biological process: cerebral cortex development; mitotic spindle organization; cell population proliferation. The record is from RefSeq and is a predicted model, not a curated record.
UUGUGUUCUGUCGGGCUACGCGGCUCGGCCGGCGCGGAACCGGCGUUCCCUCCUCCCCUGCGGUGGACGGUGGCGCGGACCCAGCGCCCGCAGACGUCGGCAGAAUGAGUCUGCAGUUCUUCAACGACGAAAAUAUCGCCAGUGAAAAAAAUGCAGAAAAUUGUGACUUCCUGUUUUCACCACCAGAACUUACCGGAAGAUCAUCUGUUCUUCGUCUGUCGCAGAAAGAAAAUGUGCCACCCAGGAACCAAGCAAAAGCUUCAAAGGUGACUUUCCAGACACCUCUGCGGGAUCCACAGACACACAGGAUCUUAAGUCCUAGCAUGUCCAGCAAACAUGAGGCUCUUUUUCCUCUGGAUAACAGUGUUGGGUUAGAAAACUACUGUUUCUGGACACAGAAAGACAACCAACAGUUCACCACGGAAGUAGAUGCCAGAGCUACCAAUGGAUUUCUCGAGAAAGAAGCAGUGGCCAAUGCUGACUCUCCUCCAAGGGACACAAGCUCAGCUUUUGGAGAGGAUGGUUCCCAGGAGCCUGGCUCAGCCCCCGUGGCUGAUACAAGUUCCUCAGGCUCUUCCCAGAACCCGGGAAGUCCUAAAAUCUGCACGACCUCACCCAAAAUGUCUGGCAGCCCUAGGCAAGCCUUCAAGGGAAAUGCUAGCUCUUAUUCAUUAGAUGAAAGCUUACCGUCUACUUCAGAGAUCCUAGAAGACACCCCUGGAGAGACAGCUUUGGAACCCAAGGCAGAGACCCCUCCCGGAGCCUCAGAAGAAAGCACCCACUGUGCUGUCUCGGUCAUGGCUGCUUCACCUGGCACAAGCUCUGAAGACCUGCAUGGAGGAGCACCCCCCAGAGACCCAACUAGUGAGGUCCUAGCCUGUCCCGAGGCUGUGGGCACCCCUGAGCUAACAGCUCAGGCCUCAUCCCCACCUCAAGUGUGCUUAUCUGGUUCUGAGAACUCAGCCCCAGCCAGCCUUCUGCCACCUAUGGAGGCCAAAAAUCCAAGCCUUAGGGAAGAAGAAGCCACCAGCCAACUGGAUGUUCCUUCAGGGUGUAACUCCUUGAGGCUAGAAUUUGACUUCUCAGAUGGUACCAGCACUAAAAGCAUUCCUCCUCCACUAAGGAGAUUAGCCAAAAGACCUGGCCUCCAGCCUCCCGUGAGGUCAGAGGCUAGGCAGGAGCUAGUCCCCAAGGAGCCAGAAGAGAAACCUGGAAUGAGCAUGGAGGAGGACAGCCCCAGGCCUGCUUCCUGGAGCUCUACCCACAUUGACUGGGACCAGCUGGAUGACCCAAAUUCCUGUCUGCACGGUGGUGACUCCAAAUCUGGUUGCCAACAGGCCCAGCCCCCAGAAAGCCCCAAGAUGACAUCAGUGCAUCCAGCGGUCCAGCCACUGAGCCCAGGGCCUCUGGCUCCUGAGAACUCACCGCCAAGCCAGCAGCUGCAUUCAGCCCACGAAGAUGACCCCCCUGUGCCGCAGGUGGCACCUGAGGCGCCGAGAGCAGAAGGCAAGGAGGGAAUCCUGACUUCCUCAAGCACUUUGGUUCCCACAAGCCACGUGGACAGUGAGCUGAUUGCCCAUCCUGCCGAGCCAGUACCUGGGUCUCCUCAGCAGGAGCUGAAGGAUGAGAGCUUCAGAGACCCAGCUGAGGUUCUAGGCACCUGUGCCGAGGUGGAUUAUCUGGAGCAGUUUGGAACUAACUCGUUUAAGGAGUCAGCUUGGAGGAAACAGUCUUUGUACCUGAAGUUUGACCCACUCCUGAAAGACAGCCCUCUUCGGCCAUUGUCCGUGGUCCGGGAAAUAAACAGCCCGCAGGAUGCAGACAGGCCCGCCUCCAGAAACCCACUGGAAGCCAAGCUUGUGGAGUUGGACUUUUUGGGCGCUCUGGAUGUUCCUCAGGUUCCUGGCCCGUCCCCUCGUGGCCUUGGCCUUGGAGAGCCGUCCACUGGGCCCAUCGUGGAGGUGCUGCAGUACAGCCAGAGGGACCUGGAUGCGGCGGUGAGCGCGAUUCACCAGGAGAACCUGGAGCUGAAAAGCAAGUGCGAGGAGCUCCACGUGAAGUACCUGGAGAUGGGGAAGAUCGUGGACGGGUUUGAAGCGAUCGUGCACCACUCAAUGGAGGAGACCCAGAAACAGAAGGACCUUGCCCAAGACAAAAUCCAGAAGGUUCUUAAGGAGAGAGACCAGCUUACUGCAGACCUGAACUCCAUGGAGAAGUCAUUCUCCGACCUCUUCAAGCGAUUUGAGAAGCAGAAGGAGGUGAUUGAAGGCUACCGCAAGAAUGAAGACUCCCUAAAGAAGUGUGUGGAAGAGUACAUAGCGAGGAUUGAGAAGGAGGGCCAGCGGUACCGGGUGCUAAAGGUCCACGCAGAGGAGAAGCUCAAACUAGCAAAUGAGGAGAUCACGCAGGUCCGAAGCAAGGCCCAAGCAGAGGCCUUGGCCUUCCAAGCCAGCCUGAGGAAGGCACAGAUGCAGAUUCAGUCUCUGGAGAAGACUGUGGAGCAGAAGACUAAAGAAAACGAGGAGCUAUCCAAGAUCUGUGAUGACCUCAUCUCCAAGAUGGAAAAGAUCUGAGCACAGCCAGCCCUCCCGUCUCUCCGUCCACCUGUCCAGUCUUCUCUCUCAUCUCCAAGAGGGUCAAGAUCUGAGCUCAGACAGCCCUCUCCUGUCUGUCCGUCCAUCUGUCCAUUCUCCUGUCUCAUCUCCAAGAUGGACAAGGUCUGACCACAGUCUGCCUUCCCCUCUGUGCACUUGUCUGUUCUACGUCUGUCUGACUUGUCUUAGUUUUGAGUUCUUGUUACCUCAACUUACUUUUAAACUAGAUUGAUUUUUAAAAGAAGUCUAAAUAAAGUUUCUCUACAUUCAAACUGAA